AUGGAAUCUUCCAAGAGAUCUAACGAUAACGAUGAAUCAGAUACCAGAGUUAAGAGGAGAGAAACCGAACCUGGCUUAGUUUUAAAUGGGUAUGGCUCAAUUGAUGCCAUAAAUAAUAUAAUACAAUUUCAAAUCGCAUCUGGCCACAUUAGUGGAGAAUCAGUGGACUCUCUACAGCUUGAAAAAUCUAUAAAUAACUCAAGAGUCCCUCUGAACCAGACCUAUAUCCCAGUGGAGUCAGUAGAAGAGGAACCAGAAUAUGUUAGUGAAGAAGAUUUUAGACUUGAUAGAAUAAAGGAACUAUUAUCAAGACCUGCAAGGGUUCAGGUUAAGGAUUACGCAAAUUCAUGUUACGUUGAAGGUAAUCAGACCUAUAACAUUUGGUAUAAUAAAUGGGCUGGUGAACGAAAUUGUGAUUAUGUGAACGGACGAACAAGCCUCGCACCUGCCAUGUACACUUGUGACCCUGAACUUGAUUCAGGCUAUACAAGAGCCAACUCGAAACAUUCCGUGGAUGAUUCAGGCACCAAAUUUAUAUGCCUUUUUUUCGCAAAGGGCUGCUGUAGUCAGGGCAGCAAGUGCAACUAUUUACACCGAGUGCCCAUACUAGAGGACGAGUAUUUCCUCGACACCUCAGUUGAUAUAUUCGGCCGUGAACGUUUCAGUAAACACAGGGACGAUAUGACGGGAGUUGGAAGCUUUAAUAGCAGCUGUAAAGUGUUAUUUAUAGGGGAUAUAACUGCCGACGUAUCCACAUGUAACCCUGUGGAAGAUUUAAAAAUUGAACUCACAAAGAAGAUUGAGAAAUACGCUCCACUUCAGGAACUAAAUGUCAUAAUUAACAAAGGAGUUGCUUUUGCCACCUUUGAGUCAAGGGUAUAUGCAGAAUUUGUUAAGGUUGCUUUAUCUAGCCAACCCAUGGGUGUUUACAGCACUGCCCUUAACGUGAAAUGGGCUCACGAUAUACAGAAAACACAAAAGAAGGAUAAAAAAGAUGUAAAGAACUUUGGUGAGCUGGUUCGAAAACACGAAGAUCAAUUGAGGAACUUCCAGGAAAACUACCUUUCAGAUCCAAAUUUUGUUACUAGUCUAAUUAAUAAUCACUCCGGAACUCUAAAUCCUAAUGUAAACGGGGAGAGCUACUCUAAAAGGAAGGAAAAAAUGGAACAGAUUCUAACAUCUGUUGAAAAUGUAGAUGAAGAUCAAUUCAACGUAAACAUCUGA
This is a messenger RNA of Theileria annulata, 1224 nucleotides long. Its product is annotated as pre-mRNA splicing complex subunit (Spcwf2 homologue), putative. The record is from RefSeq and is a predicted model, not a curated record. Gene Ontology annotation, cellular component: U2-type catalytic step 1 spliceosome; Prp19 complex; U2-type catalytic step 2 spliceosome. Gene Ontology annotation, molecular function: metal ion binding; U6 snRNA binding; pre-mRNA binding. NCBI's taxonomy places the organism in Eukaryota, Apicomplexa, Aconoidasida, Piroplasmida, Theileriidae. The transcript has 2 exons. The coding region runs from base 1 to 1224 and encodes 407 amino acids.